AUGGCGUACAAGGUAGACCAUGAAUACGACUAUCUCUUCAAGGUCGUUUUGAUUGGCGACUCUGGGGUUGGAAAAUCCAAUAUUCUUUCCAGAUUUACGCGUAAUGAGUUUUGCUUAGAGUCCAAGUCUACCAUUGGGGUUGAAUUUGCCACCAGAACUUUGCAGGUGGAGGGGAAGACUGUGAAGGCACAAAUAUGGGACACGGCAGGGCAAGAGAGGUAUAGAGCUAUCACUAGUGCCUACUAUAGAGGAGCUGUUGGUGCCUUGUUGGUCUAUGACAUAACCAAAAGGCAAACAUUUGACAAUGUGCAAAGGUGGCUGCGUGAACUAAGGGACCAUGCAGACUCCAACAUUGUUAUUAUGAUGGCUGGAAACAAAUCUGACCUUAAUCAUCUGAGAGCAGUCUCAACUGAAGAUGCUCAAAGUUUGGCUGAAAAGGAAGGUCUUUCCUUUCUAGAGACUUCAGCAUUGGAAGCAUAUAAUGUUGAAAAGGCAUUCCAAACCAUUUUGUUUGAUAUAUAUCACAUUAUAAGUAAAAAGGCAUUGGCAGCACAAGAAGCUACUUCCACUACUGGCCUUCCUCAAGGAACCACAAUAAAUGUCUCAAAUAUGUCAGGUAAUGCGGACAAUAGAACUUGUUGCUCAAACUAA
Abrus precatorius (Indian licorice) is the source of this 651-nucleotide messenger RNA. Its product is annotated as ras-related protein Rab2BV-like. The transcript is spliced from 2 exons. The record is from RefSeq and is a predicted model, not a curated record. Gene Ontology annotation, cellular component: endosome. Bases 1 to 651 code for a protein of 216 amino acids. Gene Ontology annotation, molecular function: GTP binding; GTPase activity. NCBI's taxonomy places the organism in Eukaryota, Viridiplantae, Streptophyta, Magnoliopsida, Fabales, Fabaceae.